Molecule: messenger RNA, 971 nt
Organism: Ochotona princeps (American pika)
Lineage: Eukaryota; Metazoa; Chordata; Mammalia; Lagomorpha; Ochotonidae
Product: putative vomeronasal receptor-like protein 4
Exons: 1
Coding region: 66-971 (301 amino acids)
Biological process (GO): G protein-coupled receptor signaling pathway
Cellular component (GO): membrane
Molecular function (GO): pheromone receptor activity
Source: RefSeq, a predicted model, not a curated record
UUUGCCAUGUUACCUUCUUUGUGUUCCUCAAAUGGUUUCUUCAGUCCAGUUCCUGAAGUCAGAAGAUGACCUGGAGUGACCUCAUCCAGAGAAUAGUGGUCCUUUCUCUCACUGGACCUGGAAUGGUGGGGAACUUCCUCAUAGUUGUGAGACACGCACAGACUUUGGUCAUGGGUCCUGUGAAAAAAUCCACAGACCUUAUUCUCAUCCAUUUGGCUUUUUCAAAUAUUAUCAUCAUCUGUACCACAGGAAUGAAAGACAUAAUCACAGUCAUUUAUAUCAGCAACUUCCUACUAGGUGAGAUUGUUUGUAAAACUAUGAUUUACCUGAAUAGGGUGGCCCGAAGUCUCUCCAUCUGCACCACCUGCCUCCUCAGUGUAGUCCAGGCCAUCACCAUCAGUCCCAGGAACACCUUGUGGAGAAAGCUGAAACCACACACUGCAUGGCAGGUUCUUCCCUACCUCCUCUGCUUCUGGGUCUUUAGCUUUCUCAUCAGCUCUAACUUUCUUUUUUAUAUCACAGCAGUUAACAGCAUGAAUGAGUCUAGUGUUAGAAUCUACAUUGAACAUUGCUACAUGCUGCCAGCUCCACAAGUGGUCAGAUGGCUCUUCCUGUGCCUCAUGGCUCUUCGUGACCUCACCUUCCAGAGUCUCAUGGGCUGGAGCAGUCUGUACAUGGCUCUCCAUCUGUACAAACAUCACAAGCGUGUCCUCUACCUUCAGAGCUCCUGGUGUGCCAAAUAUCCCAGCCCAGAGAUCAGAGCUACUCAGAGUACUCUCAUUCUCAUGACCUGUUUCCUGUUCUUUUAUUGGGCAGAUUUCAUUUUGUCCUUCUACAUAGGGUUCACUCUGACACAGAUUUUCACAAUAUCCAAUGUUAAACUAUUUCCAGAAUUUGGUUUUGCCAGUCUAAGUCCCUGUGUCCUGAUGGGCCGACAAUUUCACCUUGCUAAAUGCUUGAGGGCUCAGUGA